UUAAUUGCGUAAUCAGUUUCACAAGCAUUAUGUGUUCCGCUGUUAGAUUUUAUCAAACUUUAACGGUGUGUCUGCGAUUUUAAAGCUCACAUUUAUAGUCACACAUCACAGAAGUUCGAGAGCAGCUUGCGUUUAUGUUGUUGUUUUGUGUUAUUAAAGCGACGCCGAGAGCAGGUGGGUGAAUGUAGCCCCGAGUUAGCUCAGUUAGAGGCUAAUCAGACACUGCUAACCGGAAGAAAAUGAACCAUAAAAGUAAGAAGAGAAUAAAAGAGGCGAAGCGGAGCGCCAGACCCGAGCUGAAGGACUCCCUAGACUGGAUGAAACACGGUUAUUAUGAGAACUUCGACGUGUCGCAUCAAACCGUGAAGGACAACGUGGAGCGUGUGGACGCGCUGCACCUCUCUCCAGAGGAGUUCAUCUUGCGCUUCGAGCGACCCUACAAACCCGUCGUCCUCCUCAACUGCCAGGAGAGCUGGCCAGCUCGGGAGAAAUGGACGCUGGAGCGCCUCAAACGCAAAUACCGCAACCAGAAGUUCAAGUGCGGUGAGGACAACGACGGCUACUCUGUGAAGUUGAAGAUGAAGUAUUAUGUGGAGUACCUGGAGUCCACGCACGACGACAGCCCGCUCUACAUCUUCGACAGCAGCUAUGGCGAACACGCCAAGCGCCGCAAACUGCUGGACGACUACGAGGUGCCGCUCUUCUUCAGGGACGACCUGUUCCAGUUCGCCGGGGAGAAACGUAGACCGCCGUACAGGUGGUUCGUGAUGGGCCCGGCCCGCUCCGGCACCGGGAUCCACAUCGACCCGCUGGGCACCAGCGCCUGGAACGCCCUGGCGCAGGGCCACAAGCGCUGGUGCCUGUUCCCCACUAACACGCCGCGCGAGCUCAUCAAGGUGACCCGGGAGGAGGGCGGCAACCAGCAGGACGAGGCCGUCACCUGGUUCAGUGUGGUCUACCCCCGCACCCAGCAGCACACCUGGCCGCCCGACUUCAGGCCGCUGGAGGUGCUGCAGCGGCCCGGAGAAACCGUCUUCGUCCCGGGUGGCUGGUGGCACGUCGUCCUUAACUUGGACACGACGAUCGCCGUCACGCAGAACUUCGCCAGCACUACAAACUUCCCCAUCGUCUGGCACAAAACGGUGCGCGGCCGACCCAAACUGUCCAGGAAGUGGUACCGGAUCCUGAAGCAGGAGCGUCCGGACCUGGCGGCGCUGGCUGAUAAGGUCGACCUGCAGGAGUCGACCGGCAUCGCGUCGGACAGCUCCAGCGACUCUUCGUCCUCUUCCUCGUCCAGCUCCUCCGACUCCGACUCUGAGGGGGAGUCGGGCUCCGAGGGCGACGCCGUGUCCCACCGCAGGAAGAAGAGGCGGACCUGCGGGGCGGCGGCCAAUGGCGACUCCACCAGCCAGGACGACUGCGCCAGCAAGGAGCGCUGCUCGUCCCGGUGACCUCUGGGGUCGUGACCCCUGGGUGACCUACCACCUUUAACUGUUAAACCAUUUGAUGAGGCGUUCAGGUGCUUAUGUAGACUAAAGGUCCAGGAUGGAUGCUGCUCUGGUGAACUCUGACCUUUCUGGACUAGACUGAGGCCUUCACCUGAACGCUGCAGCCAAGCCUCGGCUUCUGGGACUCCAGUUGUGCCAAAAACAGGAAGUGAUGUCACGUGGUUCCCUGGUUUUUAUGAAACACUUUAGCGUUGCCUGACCGUCGGAUCUGUUUUCUGGGCCUUAAAAUAAAGAAUUUCUGAGGAAAA
Messenger RNA from Xiphophorus couchianus (Monterrey platyfish), 1756 nucleotides. RefSeq names its product jumonji domain containing 6, arginine demethylase and lysine hydroxylase (gene jmjd6). Bases 240 to 1451 code for a protein of 403 amino acids. Gene Ontology annotation, biological process: phagocytosis. Gene Ontology annotation, molecular function: P-TEFb complex binding; histone H4R3 demethylase activity. The transcript is spliced from 6 exons. The record is from RefSeq and is a predicted model, not a curated record. NCBI's taxonomy places the organism in Eukaryota, Metazoa, Chordata, Actinopteri, Cyprinodontiformes, Poeciliidae. Gene Ontology annotation, cellular component: cytoplasm; nucleus.